AAGCAGUGGUCCACGUAAUCUCAUCUAUCUGAUCAUCGCAAGACCACAAAGUAUGCAGCACUGCCACGAGUUUGUUGUGGACCAUCGUCCUUGCUUGAUUCUGUAUGUCAAUGUACUCCGAGGACGGAAAAUAACUAAAGGGUGGGGCGAUAUGGUUGACACACCUGACCCGUACAUUGAGCUGAAGAUGCGCAAAACUCCGGACGCCAAAAGAAGAACAGCCACAAAAACUAACGAGAUCAAUCCCGUGUGGAACGAGAAUUUCCGUUAUCUCCUCGUUCCACGAGAAAAGAACAUACUUCAUAUUAACCUAAAAGACGACAACUACACGAUGGAUGAGACAAUAGGAAGUGAGCAGAUCAACAUAAACAGCCUGGAAAGGAACAAGUGGAUCAAGAAGACCGUUACUUUUAACAAGGUCUCUGAAAUUGAUAUGGAAUUAAAGACAGAAACAGAUACGCAACCCAAUUUACGCUACAGUGUGGAUUUGUGUGAAGAAGAAAUGAAUUAUCUUAAGGCCAGGAAGGUGAAAACUUUGAGAGGAAUGGGCUGUUUACUUGGCGGAAGGGGGCCGAAAACCAUUGAAGAGGUGCCGACUGUAGCCGUGCUGGGGUCAGGUGGGGGUUUCCGGGCUAUGGUGGCCUAUAGCGGUGUCUUCAAAGCUCUGCAAGAAACAGGUGUGCUGGACUGUGUCACUUAUACAUGUGGACUGUCGGGGUCAUGUUGGUUAUUAUCGACAUUGUACUCGCAUCCGAAGUGGCCAAAGUUGUCUCUGAAAGAAUUUCAGGAAGAGCUAAAACAGAACAUUGACGCGAGUUUGAUUAACUUGAUGGGAAUGCAGCAAGUAGGUCGAUACAUCAGCGCCAUGAUUGAAAAAUGGAACAACGGCCAACCAAUCAGCUUCACGGAUUUCUUUGGCCAUCUGGUGGGAGAAACACUAAUUAAAGAUAGAAAAGCUUGUACACUGACAGAUCAACAGAUAAAAAUCGUAGACGGUAACAUCCCAAUGCCUCUGUAUACGUGUGUACACGUGAAGAAGAAUGUUUCUGCCAGAGAUUUCCAAGAAUGGAUUGAGUUCAGCCCUUUCGAGAUAGGAAUGGCGAAGUUUGGAUCGUUCAUGAAGAGCGAGUAUUUCGGCAGUAAGUUCUUCAUGGGCAAGUUGGCGAAGAAGUACGACGAACCCCCACUCCACUUUUUACAAGGUAUUUGGGGCAGCGCUUUCUGCAUCAUGUUUAAUCGACUAUUUGAUGACAAUCGAAACAUGGACCCCGUGGAGAUUGUCAGACGAGAAAUGAAAAAGAAAAUUAAAGAAGAAUCGGUGCUGAGUGACGGAAGCGAAGAUGAAGACGAUGAUGACGACGAUGAUUUUGAUAAUCACGAUAACUGUCAUCAUGAUAAUUGUGAAGAACAAGGAGUGGAAAAAACGGUCGCGGACAAAGGAUUCUGGAUGAACUGGUUUAAGAGACUAGUAGAUAGCAAGAGAUUUCAGCUUCUGAGCUCGCGCACUGGCCGCGCAGGUGUGAUACACAACUUCCUGAGAGGGAUUUCGUUACUACCUAAAGGAAAAGAAACUAAAACCCCCAAAGAAACAGAUUCUGACGAUUCAUACGAAGGAAUCAGAGUGUAUUCCACCCACGUGAAGAAACAAUUCGUCGUGGACGCAGGGUUAACUUUCAACUCCCCGUACCCUCUCGUGCUGAGGCAAGCCCGCGGGACAGACCUCAUCCUGUCGUUUGACUUCAGUGGUAGACCCAGCGAUGACAGCGAGCCGUUCAAGGAAAUAAAACUGGCUGAAAAGUGGGCUAAACAGAACGGCCUUCGUUUCCCACCCAUCGACACGAGUGUGUUUGAGAAAGAAGGGAUGAAGGAGUUGUACAUCUUCCGUGAUCCCAACGACCCUAACUGUCCCAUAAUACUUCACUUCGUCCUCGUGAAUCUUGACUUCCGGAAGUACAAGAAGCCAGGUGUCCCAAGGGAGACUACUGAAGAGAAAGAAUUCGCGGACUUCGCCGUCUUUGACGACCCCGAAGCCCCGUAUUCCACGUUUAACUUCACCUACACUCACAUGGCGUUUGAUCGGUUAUCUCAGCUGAUGGAAUUCAAUACACUCAACCACCUGAAGGAGAUCAAAGAGGCCAUUGCGGAGGCAGUCCAGAGGAAACGAAAAUAA
Molecule: messenger RNA, 2170 nt
Organism: Liolophura sinensis
Lineage: Eukaryota; Metazoa; Mollusca; Polyplacophora; Chitonida; Chitonidae
Product: cytosolic phospholipase A2-like
Exons: 16
Coding region: 53-2170 (705 amino acids)
Biological process (GO): glycerophospholipid catabolic process
Cellular component (GO): cytosol
Molecular function (GO): calcium ion binding; calcium-dependent phospholipid binding
Source: RefSeq, a predicted model, not a curated record